ACCAGGAUGGAGAUACUUCAGCUCCAGUAUUUACUACAUCUCUACUGAGAAGAAGAGCUGGAGUGAGAGCAGAAAGGACUGCCAGGGGAGAGGAGCAGACCUGGUGAUCAUAAACAACAGUGAGGAACAGGAAUUAGUUGGUGUGUGGAGAAGAGGUGAAAGUGCUUGCAUUGGUGCGACUGACAGAGACAAUGAGGGAGUCUGGAAAUGGGUAGACAGUACUGCAAUCACUAAUAAACAGAAGGUCAGCUGAUGAAGAGGAUAGCACAUACAACUAUGAAGACAUCUAUGUGAAUGAAGAUGAAAUAAAAAUGCAAGAGCCUACAAGCAAAGAAAUGACUGCAGAACCAAACAGCUCUGGGUGCAGAUGUUACAGACUGGCUGUGGUGUGUCUGAUGAUGCUGGUCGUUCUCUUGCUGGCUGCCAUCGCAAUACUGUGGUUCAAGCUGACUAGUUGCAAAAGUUUUGCUGAAGAAAGAGACCAGCUGCAGAGAAAGUCAGAUGAACUCCAGCAAAAGUUCUCUCAACUGAAGAAAGACAUUGACACACCAAAAUGGCUAUACUUCAACUCCAGUAUUUAUUACAUCUCUAAUGAGACGAAGAGCUGGAGUGAGAGCAGAAAGGACUGCCAGGAUAGAGGAGCAGACCUGGUGAUCAUAAACAGCAGUGAUGAACAGGACCUUGUUGGGAUGUGGAGAAGUGGAAAGGAAGUUUGGAUUGGUGCAAAUGACAUAGAAGCUGAGAAGGUCUGGAAAUGGGUGGACGGUACUGUAAUCAGCAGUGGGUUCUGGCAAAAGGGUGAACCCAACAAUGCCAGGAACCGUGAGGACUGUGCAGUGUCUGGCUAUCGUACUGAGCGUGAAAAUUGGUCCCAUUCCCACCCAGAGUUUCCAGGCUACCCUGCCUUGGUCCCACCUCCAAUUAAUGACCUCAUGACUGAUGCCUCUAUUUAAGGAAGAGGAAUAAACGCUACCAGAGGAGGGUUGUUGUUGUGGUGUUUGGUGUGGUGAAGUAGGAGUGGAUUUUGUUGGCUUAGUGAUAUGUUUGUUCUGGUUUUUGUCUUUGGCCUGUAUUUUGUAUACACCCUGAGCUUGUUUUGCUGUUUUGGACCAUUUCUGUAUAUAGAUAUCACUGUACAUAUUCACUUAGUUCACUGGCAGUAAGGGUGUGGCUUCCAUUUUGUUUGGAGUGGGGAUUGUUGUUUUGUAGUAGGGAGUUAGGGAAGCUUAUUGUAUUUUUGUUUCUUUUCUUUCAGGUAAGGAAGCUUCUAAAUGUAGACAUUUUCUGUUUAUUGGCUC
Molecule: messenger RNA, 1298 nt
Organism: Silurus meridionalis
Lineage: Eukaryota; Metazoa; Chordata; Actinopteri; Siluriformes; Siluridae
Product: CD209 antigen-like protein 2
Exons: 8
Coding region: 312-953 (213 amino acids)
Source: RefSeq, a predicted model, not a curated record